AUAUCAUAUAUGCCCAAAAUAAAGCUCCGUCCAUCAUCCACUUCGCAUCUUUCAUCCUCAUCCGAAUCAAACAAACGAAAGCCAUGGAGUCCUUCGCCCCACCGGAACACCACGCAACUCCCCCCUUCUCCGGUAACAGCGCCCACCCACCUUAUCCCGAGAUGAUAAUGGCUGCAAUUGCUGCUCUAGACGACAAAGACGGGUCCAGCAGGCAAGCCAUAGCUAAAUACAUCGAACGAGAGUACUCCAAUUUACCCCCCACCCAUCCCAACUUGCUCACCCACCAUCUCAAGCGAAUGAAGAACGAGGGUCAACUCAUUAUGAUCAAACACUCGUACGCCCUUCCACCGCCUAGAUCUGUCCCCUUUCAACCGCCCACAACCGUUAUGGAUAAUCAUUUCACUGACUAUACCAUUACAGCUACUGAUGAAGGCUUUGUAAACUCCGCUUCUGCCACGGUAACUCCCAGAAGAAAACCCGGUCGUCCUCCUAAACCCAGACACGAUUUUGGGUAUCAGGUGCCCGAUGAACAGCAACCGCCCGAGAUCCAGCCUUAUCCGCCACAGUUCGAAACCCAAACCCAAACCCAUUUGGGUCAGGGUGAGUCGGAAGGAAACUAUGCUGAACCGCCUAUCUUUGCCUCGUUGGGUUUGGCGGAUGACGCGCCUCGUGAGAAUGCGUUGGUUUCCGCAAAGAGGGGUAGAGGUCGGCCGCCAAAGAGUGCUAAUGCAUCUGGUGGCACUGCCUCUGUUGGUGGUUCUGAAGGAAGGCGUAAACGGGGUAGGCCGAAAUUGUUGUCGAUUUCCAGGGUUAAUGGUGGGGUGUCAAAGAGGGGUAGGCCGAAGAGAAUUGGAGGGAUUGUGACUGUGCCGUUGUCCGGUAAUGUUGCCAGUCCGAGAGGAAGGCCUAAGAGGGCUGUGUCUGGUGAUGCCCGGAGUGGUUCGGUUUCAAGAGGCAGAGGUCGCCCUCCCAAGAACAAGUUCAGGAACUCCUUUGGUUCACCAAGCAAGGUUGGACCAGGGACCGCAGUCAUAGUGACAGAUCCACAUCAGCUUGUAGCGUACCAAGAAUUGAAGUUGAAAUAUGAACAUUUACAAUCAAAAGCUAAGGAAGUCGUGGGUGUCGUAAGGCCAUACAUCAACCCUGACUAUGAAGCUUUUGGAGCAUUGCAAGAGCUGGAAAUGCUGGUGGGGACAUAUGCGGUUGUAGAAAGCGAGAAACGGCAACCAUAUGCCUAGAAACUAGGAUUGCGACUUGUGAAGAGUAGAAGUUUGAGGUGGUUACGCAUUUGUAGAUUAGCAGCUGUAUGUUUAGAAAUUCGAGUUUAGCAGAGGUUAUUUUGUUAAAAGGAUGUUACAAGACUAGCCGUGAGUAGUACUUAUGCAUGCACAAAUGUAUUCGUGAUCCUAACUUUAUGUUCAACCUUUUCAUUUUAGUACUUGUCUUGGCCUA
Molecule: messenger RNA, 1452 nt
Organism: Helianthus annuus (common sunflower)
Lineage: Eukaryota; Viridiplantae; Streptophyta; Magnoliopsida; Asterales; Asteraceae
Exons: 4
Coding region: 84-1238 (384 amino acids)
Biological process (GO): chromosome condensation; nucleosome assembly; negative regulation of DNA recombination
Cellular component (GO): nucleosome; nucleus; nucleolus
Molecular function (GO): double-stranded DNA binding; nucleosomal DNA binding
Source: RefSeq, a predicted model, not a curated record